GUCGCUUCUGGGGGCCGGUGAACCGCCGGCGGAGGCCACCUCAUCAGAAUUUUUCCCUUGUGACUGACUGAAUCCUUUGACCGAAAGGAAGGCUUGCCGACCGUGUUGACCAGGAUGCUGAUUGCUGAAUGACAAGGCAUGCCGUGAAGUUACAUCCGAGAAUCUGGCCUGUCGUUGAAUUCCGUGCGCAUACGGAGCCGAAUAUUGUGGUCAGAAACAGCUUCUAUUCCGUUCAUCUUCCCAUAUGCCCUGUUGAUGCAGCCUGUUUGCCCAGACAGAUCGGCGGUGACACACGCGAUUUUACUCCCCACAACCAAGGCUUAAUCGUGUCCACUAGGCACUCUCCCCUCGUGACCCCCAAAGAUGCCAUGGAAUUUCCCCAGGUCCGCCAAGCGGCUUCCCCGGGUGGGUGCCAGAAUUCCUUUCGGACGUUGACCGAAAUCAUCCCCAGGUCAGACUUGUGCGACCCAGAUGCACGAGGUGGAUGUCCACUAGGAUCCCUGGCCACUACUCUGUUGUUUCUUGUCCGACCGACCGAAAACUUACCUAGCGCCUCCUUCCUGGCUCGUCAUGACGAUAUCAUCGAAAUUAACGAGAAUCCCCAUGCGGGGUUGCCGGUUACAAAGAGCUUCCCCCAGGUGAGGUCUGGAGGAAGGACCCGUUAUGUCCCGCAUGGUGCCAAAUGACGAGAACAACUUUUUGACUUUCUUUUGUGCGGCGCACCCGGCUGGGCCAAUAAGUCAAGCGCUAAUAAGCUCCCCCAUGGCGAGCGUGUUUCUCUCCAGAAUAUGCACCCCAAGCUCUCUUGGCGACGCCGGUUCUUGGCCGUCCUCGGAUCGGUUUAGGUUGUACGGGAUGGAACCAUGGUGGCAAGCAUCAAACCAUCGGGCAGGAGUUCCUAUUGAUAAUGCCGAGGAAAUAGGAUUCAUGUUGAGCUGAAUCCCAGGGAGGGUGAGCAUUCCACCCCACGCCCCAGUCCCCCGCAUCGUAUGUGGCCCGUGGUGCGUGUGCUCAAUCUCUCUGGGCUGUGUUGGAAAGGAACUAGAAGAGAGACAGGCUUUUUGCUGCCGCUUAGCCUACUGCUGCAUGCAUGAGCUGCACAUAUUUAACUGAGGGUUACAUCCUCUUGGAAUUUUUUGAUCUGAACUGUGUCCCUCCUCGCCGUGUCCUUGCCCUUCCUCCUCCUCUGUCCCCUCCCUCUCCUCUCACCUACUUCUCUUUCCCUUUUUCUCACCUUUCUCUUCUCUCCCUCUUGUCAUUCCUCCUCUAUUACUCCUACAUUUGCAGUACCCAUAAGAGAAGUCAGGCAUUCACCGGCACCAUGGCAGGUGGUCCCAAGAAACCCCUCAACGUUUUUCGCAUGAAAAACUUGGGGGACCCUAAACAAGUUUACAACUGGCGGCUAUGGUUUGCCGUCGUCUCCUUCGGUCUCAUGGGUGCCGCUCGCGGUGUCGAUGAGGGAUUGAUCUCAGGUGCUUUCAACUCCAAGGACUUCCAGCGGACCAUUCACUUCGACUCCUACAGCGAAGUGGAGCAGACCAACAUCAAGGCCAAUGUGUCGGCUAUGGUCCAGAUUGGAUCUGUCGGUGGUGCUCUUUUUGCUUUCUUGGUUUGCGAUCGAAUUGGCCGUAUCUGGGCUACUCGUCAGCUCUGUGUUCUGUGGAUUCUAGGCAUGGCUAUCUUCAUGGGAGCCAAUGGCAACCUUGGCGCGAUCUAUGCCGGUCGUUUCGUGGCCGGUCUCGGUGUCGGACAGACGGUGGUCGUUGGGCCUGUGUAUCUUGCUGAGAUCGCGCCGGCGUCCAUCCGAGGUCUUUGCACAUGUAUCUUCACAGGUUUCGUCUACCUGGGUAUAGUGCUCGCCUACUUCACCAACUAUGGUUGCCAGAUCAAUCUGGGAGACAACACUCACAACCGAUGGUUGGUACCCACUAGUCUGCACAUCAUCUUCGCCGGUCUUAUCUUCUGCCUGUCUUUCCUCCAGUACGAGUCUCCUCGUUUCCUGGUGAAGAAGAACAAUUAUGACAAGGCGCUGGAGAACUUGGCGCGCAUCCGUCAUCUUCCCCCUGAUCACGAAUAUGUGGUGGAGGAGAUCACCUCCAUCCGUAACUCCCACGAGACCGAGAUGGAGGCCACUCGCGGAGCCGGUCCCAUUGGCGUUAUCAAGGAAGCGUUCUUGGAGCCCAAGAACCUGUUCCGCUUGUAUAUCGCGUGCGGAGCCCAGCUCCUGUCACAGUGGUCCGGUGCCGGGUCCAUCACCUUGUAUGCACCCGAUCUUUUUAAGAUCCUGGGUAUUCAGGGGGAGAACGAGUCGCUGCUGGUUACCGGUGUCUUUGGUAUCGUCAAGCUGGUGUCGGCCGUCGUGUGUGCCUUGUUCCUGGUCGACGUGAUCGGUCGCAAGCGGGCUCUGUUGUUGGGGAUUACGCUGCAAGCCAUCUCAAUGAUCUACAUUGCCGGCUUCCUCACCAGCGCGCCGCAGAUGGGCGUUGACGACAGUUUCGUGCUUCCCGAGAAGGACAAGCCUGCCAGCCGCGGCGCCAUCGCCAUGAUGUACAUCUCGGGUGUGGGCUGGGCGCUGGGUUGGAACUCGAUGCAGUACCUGCUGACGGCCGAGCUGUUCCCGCUGCGCAUCCGUGCCCUGGCCACCUCGCUGGCCAUGACGCUGCACUUUGUCAACCAGUACGGCAAUUCGCGCGCGGUGCCCAACAUGCUGUUGAGCCAGGCGGACGGCGGCCUCAGCCCGUACGGCACAUUCUGGUUCUUCGCGGCGGUGACGAUCUUUGGCGGAUUCUGGGUGUUCGUGACGGUGCCCGAAACGGCCGGUCGCAGCCUGGAGAGCAUGGACCGACUGUUCGAGCUGCCGUGGUACAAGAUCGGACUGUUUGGCAACCGCGACGCCGCCCAGCGCGACCUCAUCGUGUCGGACAAGGUGGAGAUGGUCGACGGAACGCGCGAGGAGCAGGUCGAGCGCACCGAGCGCAUCGAUCACUCUCGCGUGUAACUUUCCUCAUGAAUUGGUUUCGUUCUGUUCUGUUUCCCCGGAGGAUCAGGAUCCAUUAGUUGAUGAUAUGAAAUGAAUGACACCUACUAUUGUUAUCUCUGCC
Aspergillus melleus is the source of this 3101-nucleotide messenger RNA. RefSeq names its product putative MFS quinate transporter. The transcript is spliced from 4 exons. Gene Ontology annotation, cellular component: membrane. The record is from RefSeq and is a predicted model, not a curated record. Gene Ontology annotation, molecular function: carbohydrate:proton symporter activity. Bases 1091 to 2998 code for a protein of 635 amino acids. Lineage: Eukaryota; Fungi; Ascomycota; Eurotiomycetes; Eurotiales; Aspergillaceae. Gene Ontology annotation, biological process: transmembrane transport; carbohydrate transport.